Colletotrichum navitas is the source of this 1824-nucleotide messenger RNA. RefSeq lists its product as uncharacterized. NCBI's taxonomy places the organism in Eukaryota, Fungi, Ascomycota, Sordariomycetes, Glomerellales, Glomerellaceae. Bases 171 to 1661 code for a protein of 496 amino acids. The record is from RefSeq and is a predicted model, not a curated record. The transcript has 4 exons.
ACCACCUACCUAUAAGAUAUCUACUCAAUCGACUUUCUCUCUUUUUCUUCCUCUUCUCUAUCGAGCUUCGGUAAUUUUAGUCUACUGUGUUUGCGCGAUCGUCUCUUUGGCGGUGUUCAAUCCUACCUGUUGUCGACCUGGUUGGGGUUGGCUGGUCUUCCUGAAUCACAAUGAACGCAAACUUGCCGCUGCUCGUCAGCAAGGAAAAAAUCGACAGACUCUGCAACAGUCUGCGAGAGAAGUUGGAGGAUACAGACCCACUUACUCGAGUAACGAACCGCGAUGUCGAGAUGUACGAGAGCAACUUCAAGGCUCGUGUGCCUCGAGACAUGGCCGGCCGUGUCGAUUACCUAGACGACAUAAAAGAAAACGCAACCCUGGGGCGUCGGCGCGAGGUGAUGAGGAAGAUUCACCACCUUAUCCAACACGAUAAAGAUCUUGAAGAUGUGAUCUCUAUCGAUAUUUUCAAAGAGACACUCGCAUCUGCGAAGUGCUGGGCGGUAAUGUUGACCAUGGAAUGGGGCCAACUUAUCAAAUUCCGCGAUCUUUUGCACACUGGUCAUGCCGACGCCAAGCAGAGUACGCUCCAAGCUUUCCUGAUGGCUUGCUGCAACGUGAGCGGACUGAUAUGGUGGAUGAGUAAGACACCUACAUCAGAAAAGGAGCAGAUUUGGGUGCGCAGUGAAGCACAGAGAAACGCGGCCCUAAAACGAGACGGUUUCCGGUGUGUUCUGACGCACUCGGCAAUUGUAGAGGAAUGUCACGUGUGCCCAUUUUGGUCGCUUUCGCGACGCAAACAAAUACAGCGAAACGUCAUCGUGCCUCUCAUAGCCAUUCUGGGCCUUGAUUUCUCCAGAAAAAUGCUGGAAAUCCUGAACCAAACGACCUCCGCAGGCGAAAGGACUACGCCUGGUGAUUUCGACCUCCUUGACUCACCGGCAAACAUGAUUACUCUGAGUAAUCAGCUUCACAAGUUGUGGGACGAUGGGGUAUUUGGCCUCGAGCCUAUUCGCAUCCUACAAGAUUAUAAGAUCGUCCAGAAGCCGGAUGCUCAGGAGAAACCUGGAAGUGGGCCGUCUGCCGUGAAAAGAGGUGCGGGGGCAGCCGAAGAUCAGCCGCCGCACAAGAGAGCGGCAGGCAAACAGACCAAGUCUGUCGACGAGAUGAAGCUGAUGCACGGAAUCGAGCUUAGAUUCCAUUGGCUUCAGAAGACUAAGUUAGGAGGGCUGGAUGACAGCCCUCCUACGGUGGAUGCGGAUCCACGCCAGAUGUGGGGGGAGUGGCAUCAUGACAAUGUGCGUGACAACGCACAUGCCACUCCCCUAGAGACCGGCCACAUUCUCACUAUCUGGUCAGAAGACCGCAGCAAAAUCCCCAACUGGGAGCUUGUAUCUAUUCAGUGGCUUGCCUUCAGACUGCACCGAUUGUCUGGAGCCGCCAACGUUGACCUUUAUGCUCCUCAGAAGGACCAAGACGAUGACGAGGCCCUGGCUGCCCGAGUCCUCCAGGCGAAGCGCGAAGCCACAGAUAUGAUUGCAGAAAGACUCGGACUGGACGCAGACGAGCUUUGGGCCGAUCCUCGGGGCCCUUACUACGUGCCAUCUGACAACCAGGGAUUCGUCGACGAUGACGACGACGACGACGACGACGACGAGGACUAGAAGUCCGACGACGAUCACACGGAGGUUGGCGGGAUGGGAGAUAUCGCGGCUCGCAUGCAUGAGCUUGCUCUGUCCCCUAGAGCAACUGUACCUGUAGCAUGAACUUUGAGUAUUCGAUCAGAGCUUACCAAUAACACUUGUGAGGCUGAUGAGCUCGUAACUC